Messenger RNA from Phytophthora nicotianae INRA-310, 201 nucleotides. RefSeq lists its product as hypothetical. The record is from RefSeq and is a predicted model, not a curated record. Lineage: Eukaryota; Oomycota; Peronosporomycetes; Peronosporales; Peronosporaceae. The coding region runs from base 1 to 201 and encodes 66 amino acids. The transcript is spliced from 2 exons.
AUGUCGCUUUUCGUCCAGGAGUUGGAGCUCGCCGUUGCUUCGUGCCGCGGCAUUGACUGGUUGUUAGUCGCCGGAGCUCGUUUGCUCACUCCCGACGACAUGCACGCCAUUGCUGCUAUGCUCCGCCUCUCGGUGGUUGCCUUGUCAGGCGCUGACCGACGUCCACUUGGACAGGCAUUUGAGCCCCAGUCGUACAAAUAG